This is a messenger RNA of Saprolegnia diclina VS20, 165 nucleotides long. RefSeq lists its product as hypothetical. The transcript has a single exon. The record is from RefSeq and is a predicted model, not a curated record. NCBI's taxonomy places the organism in Eukaryota, Oomycota, Saprolegniomycetes, Saprolegniales, Saprolegniaceae. The coding region runs from base 1 to 165 and encodes 54 amino acids.
AUGCCGAUUAUCCUCCAAGACGACCACCAGCACGCGGCGGCCAUGACGUUUACCCCGUCGCGCGCCCAGCCAGAGCGGUCGCAAACCAAGCCGGUGACGUCGCCGCUUACGCAUGACGAAGACGAAGCCUGCCAGUCCAUGUUGCUCGUCAACUACAUUAUCUAA